GGCCGGGAUUCUUUCCACUUGGGCGCUCGUCUGGCUGUUAAGACCGCUUUGGUGAGGCCAGGUGGAGGGGAGGAGCCGGUGGUGAAAGUACGAGUUUGGUCUGGGCCGCCGAGGAGCCUACAGUAGGGAGGUCUGGCCCGCUCCGCUCGCGUCCGCCGGGGCCGCGGGUCCUCCCGGGGCAGCCAGGGCCGAGACGCCACCCGGGCCCUCGUCCCCGCCGGGAGUGCGUCGGGAUAUGUCAAAUAAAAAAUUUCCCCACUUCAAGGCGCGUUGACCCCAGCCCUGCGUCCUCCCGCCUCAGGAACCUGGCGAUUGCUGCGCGUUCGGGUCUCCACUAACCCUUUAUAAGGAGGAAUGGAGAUGGCCACUGCCCAUGUAGAUUCAUAAGCUGCUCAGAAGUGAUCUUGUCCUCAAGGGAAGGAGUGUUCAGGCAGAUUUCGCCAUCAGCCUCAGAGGAUGGCAACCAUUGAUUUGUCCCAUGGUCUUCUUUACAGGGACCCAGUCUGCCUUUAUGAAGAAAAGACAGAUAGAAAAGAUGGUGGCUGGCUGUCCGACAAAUUAUUAUCAGGACCUGGUAACCUUUGAGGAUGUGGCUGUGGACUUCAGCGAGGAGGAAUGGACUUUACUGGACACAACUCAGAGAAACCUAUACAGAGAUGUGAUGCUGGAGAACUACCAGAACCUGGUCACAGUAGGAUGUCAGAACAUCAAACCCAGUCUGAUCUCUUGGUUGGAACAAGAAGAGUUGAGGACAGUUCAGAGAGGAGCUCUCCAAGAAUGGAAAGUGCAUCUUGAAACCAAAGGGUCAGCACUUCAGCAGGAUUUUUUGAGAGGACAAACCUCCAGUGGGAUGCAAACGGCAAGAAGCCACAAUGGAGAACAUUAUGAUUGUGUGUACUAUGGAGAAGUCUUCAGUGAAGACUUGUGCCUUAAGACUCAUGGGAUAAAUCAAAAUACUGAAAACACUUCUGAGUGUUAUCAGAAUGGAAUAGACUUCCUUACUCUGCACAAGGAGACCUCUACUGGGGAGAAACUUUCUGUGUUGAAUGAGUAUGGAAAAGCCUUUAGUCUGAAUCCAAAUGUUUACCAGAGCGUGUGCACGAAAGACAAACCCUUUGAAUGCAAUGACUGUGGGAAAGCCUUCGUUAAUCAGUCACACCUGCAGGCACAUAUGAGAACUCACAGUGGAGACACACUUCAUGAAUGGAAGGAAUAUGGAAGAGAUUUUAUUCACUCCACAAGCCUUGCUGUGAAUAUACAAACUCGCAGUGCAGAAAAACCCUACAGAUGCAAGGAAUGUGGAAAAGGCUUUAGAUAUUCUGCAUACCUUAAUAUUCACAUGGGAACUCACACUGGUGACAACCCCUAUGAAUGUAAGGAGUGUGGGAAAUCAUUUACUAGGUCUUGUCAACUUACUCAGCACAGAAAAUCUCACACUGGAGAGAAACCCUACAAGUGUAAGGAAUGUGGGAAAGCCUUCACGGUUUCCUCCUGCUUAAGUCAACAUGUGAAAAUUCACACUGGAGAGAAACCCUAUGAAUGUAAGGAAUGUGGAGCAGUCUUCAUUAGGUCUUCUCAGCUUACUGAACAUAUAAAAACUCACACUUUGGAGAACCCCUUUGAAUGUAAGGUAUGUGGAAAAUCCUUCAGAAAUUCCUCAUACCUUAAUGAUCACUAUCGAAUUCACACUGGACUAAAACCCUAUAAAUGUAAGGACUGUGGGAAAGCCUUCAUUCAGAACUCAGACCUUACUAAGCAUGUACGAACGCACAGUGGAGAGAAACCCUAUGAAUGUAAGGACUGUGGAAAAGCCUUUGCCAGGUCCUCUCGCCUUAACGAACAUAUAAGAACUCACACCGGAGAGAAGCCUUUUCAGUGUGUCAAAUGUGGGAAAGCGUUCGCUAUUUCUUCGAAUCUUAGUGGACAUUUGAGAAUUCACACUGGAGAGAAGCCGUUUGAGUGCACUGAAUGUGGGAAAGCAUUUACGCAUUCCUCCAGUCUGAAUAAUCACAUGCGGACUCACAGUGCCAAAAAACCGUACACAUGUAUGGAGUGUGGGAAAGCCUUUAAGUUUCCCACGUGUAUUAAUCUUCACAUGCGAAUCCACACUGGAGAAAAACCCUAUGAAUGUAAACAGUGUGGGAAAUCUUUCAGUUACUCCAAUUCAUUUCAGUUACAUGAAAGGACUCACACUGGAGAAAAACCCUAUGAAUGUAGAGAGUGUGGUAAAACCUUUAGUUCUUCCAGUUCCUUUCGAAAUCAUGAAAGAAGACAUGCGGACAAACUGUCAGUGUAAGGAACGUUAGGAAGCCUAAAAGUGUUCUUGUUCACUUGGAAGACAUGAAGAACUCAGUGGGGAGAAACCCUAUGAAUAUAAGGAAUGUGGAAGCGUCUUCACUUAUCUCUUUGGUCUUAAUCAAUGUAAGGAUUCGCAAUGGAGAAGACCCUAUUGCAGCAUGGAAUGUGGAAAAGACUUCAUUAAAUCCUAAGAUUUACCUUACAUAUAAGAAAUCUCACUGGAGAGAAACCCUAUGAAUGUAGAGAAUCUGGGAAAACCUUUCCUAAUUCCACAAGCCUUAAUAUGAAUAUGUGAACUCACAUCGGAGAGAAACUCUAUGAUUUAAAUGGUGUGGUCUGGAUGAUGCCCCCCAAAAUUCAUAUUUUGAUGCCCUAAUCCCUGGCUCCUCACAAGGUAUGGACAUAAGGUUUUUAAACAAGUAAUUAACUUAAAAUGAGGCUGUUAGGGUCAGUUUGUAAUUUAACAUCACUGGUGUCCCUAUAAGAGAAAGUGCAAGGAAGGACGUGUGCACACACAGUAAGAAGACCAUGUGAAGUCACCAGAAGAUGGUCAUCUGCAAGCCAAGGACAGAGGCCUGGAACAAAUCCUUCUAUUACGGCCUCCAGAGGAAACCAACCCUGCCCCACCUUGAUAUUGGACUUCCAGCCUCCAGAGCGAUAA
This is a messenger RNA of Cynocephalus volans (Philippine flying lemur), 2959 nucleotides long. RefSeq names its product zinc finger protein 266-like. Lineage: Eukaryota; Metazoa; Chordata; Mammalia; Dermoptera; Cynocephalidae. The transcript has 8 exons. The coding region runs from base 479 to 2296 and encodes 605 amino acids. Gene Ontology annotation, biological process: regulation of DNA-templated transcription. The record is from RefSeq and is a predicted model, not a curated record. Gene Ontology annotation, molecular function: RNA polymerase II cis-regulatory region sequence-specific DNA binding; DNA-binding transcription factor activity, RNA polymerase II-specific.